This is a messenger RNA of Coccinella septempunctata (seven-spotted ladybird), 1065 nucleotides long. RefSeq lists its product as uncharacterized. The record is from RefSeq and is a predicted model, not a curated record. NCBI's taxonomy places the organism in Eukaryota, Metazoa, Arthropoda, Insecta, Coleoptera, Coccinellidae. The transcript is spliced from 2 exons. Bases 493 to 1062 code for a protein of 189 amino acids.
GUUCAAUCUAGAUACGAAUUUUCUUCAAUAUUUCUUUCUUUAGAAUCUUUCCAAUCGUGAAGGUAAUGUAAAGAACUCUAUAUUGUAUGUAUACUCCAAUUUUUUAAAUGUUUCAGAAACCAUGGUCCGAAGGGUAAAAACAAAUCAGCAGCAGUGGUCGGUAUUUCUGGAGCAUAAUCCAGAAAUAUUGACGAAGAAAUUCGACGCUGUAAAUGGUAAAAAAAAUAUGAUGAGUUGUGGAAAGAAGCAACCACCAUUCUAAAUAGUCUGAGCUUCCAGCAAAAACCAAUGAAGAAAUGGCAAAAUGUAUGUAAAUCUUUUUUAAACUAGAUUGGCUUUACUACUUGAGUGGAUUUAUAAUGAAAUAUAUCAACUAUAUUCAUCCUAAUCACUAAAGAUCCAGGUAACGGUACCUACAUAAUGCAUAUCGUACUAUCCGUUAGUUAUUUAUUUGAACCAUAGUAUGUAAAUUACUAUUUGUUAUUGCAAUCCAUGGCAGACUGGAAAUCGAAAUUGAGGGCAAAGGCAGCCGCCAUAAAUAGGGAGCGAUCUCAAACUGGUGGUGGCGGUCCGUCUUUGCCUCCACUUAAUGGAAAUGAAAAGAGGCUUCUCCAGUUAAUUGGAAAUGCAUCUGUGUAUGGACACAGCCAACAGGAACUGGGAGCUCCCGUUGGAAAUACCAUAACGGAGGACCAUUCCAUACUUCCUCUUGAAGUGACCAUGCCGGAGGAACAACGUCCUACAAAACCCAUGGGGAAUAGUAGGUCAGAGGCAUCUGGAAUUAAAAUUAAAGUAUCUCCAUCUCUACUCCCACCUCCAUUAACCCCACUGAUUGGGGAGACUGAGGUGUCCGAAACCCCCAGGAAAAGGAGUAGAGUGGACAAUUCAGGAAAUGGUGGAAGCAGGAAUUCAACUUGGGAUUCGAUGCAGUUAAUGCACCAAGAAACGCUGGAGGUGUUGAGAUGCAUUUCAGACAACAUAGCUAGGUUGUCAGAAACAACCGGAAGAUUGGCUGAUAGCCAUGAAAAAUUGGUCAAUUUUUUAGAAAAUAAAUUUAAAUAAUGA